Messenger RNA from Polistes canadensis, 2822 nucleotides. Its product is annotated as protein ST7 homolog. The transcript is spliced from 2 exons. The record is from RefSeq and is a predicted model, not a curated record. Gene Ontology annotation, molecular function: protein binding. The coding region runs from base 393 to 1943 and encodes 516 amino acids. NCBI's taxonomy places the organism in Eukaryota, Metazoa, Arthropoda, Insecta, Hymenoptera, Vespidae.
UUGAUAUAUAUAAAAUUUGUAAAAUAAUCCUUAUCACUAUAUUUCUCAAUCGAAAUUUCUUGAAAGCAACAGUGCAAAAUUACCAUACAUCGAAAUGUACUAGAUGUCGGAAUAAGUUUGAGAGCUUUCAUUGUUCGAACGAGAAUAUUUACACGUUCUAUCUUUGUAAACAUGUAUUAGUAUUAUUAAAAUCCAAAACAAGAAAUUGCAGAACCUAUUUUACUAAUCAUAUAAUUUAACAAAAAACGAAGAAAUUUCUUAUUGUAUAAAGUUAUUGAUGUGUGUUUUUUAUUUUGUACGUCAGUUGAUGUAAUCGUCAAUAAUAUAUUAUCUCUCUAUAAAAUUUCAACAAAAUUAAGACAUAUUUGCCAACAUCGUUGACAGUCACAUAAAUGGCACAUUUAUUUACAUGUAUGUGGGACUCCUCAAUGUUCCUGAGCACCCUAACCCCGAAAUUCUACGUAGCAUUGACAGGAACUUCAUCGUUAAUAUCCGGUCUUAUUCUCAUAUUCGAAUGGUGGUACUUCAGAAAAUAUGGUACUUCUUUUAUCGAACAAAUAUCUUUGAAUCAUAUUUCACCUUGGAUUGGUGGAGGUGACAGUGGAGCUGAUAAUGCUAACUCAAAUUUAAAUAAUUCCAAUGGUUCUAAUCAACAGAACGUUCCUGAAUGUAAAGUUUGGCGUAAUCCAAUUAAUUUAUUUAGGGGUGCAGAAUAUCAAAGAUUUUUCUGGGCAACUAACAAAGAGCCACUAACAUAUUAUGAUAUGAAUUUAUCUGCUCAAGAUCAUCAAACAUUUUUUACUUGCGAAGGUGAUACAGGUAAAGAUGAAUAUGAAAUUAUGCAAACAGCUUGGAGAGAACGGAAUCCUGUAAUUAGAAUAAAAGCUGCACACAGUGCUUUAGAAAGUAACCCAGACUGUGCACCAGCUUAUAUUUUACUCGCCGAAGAAGAAGCUACUACAAUCAUAGAAGCAGAAAAGAUUUUAAAACAAGCAUUGAAAGUAGCGGAAAGUAAUUAUAGAAAAUCUCAAAGUACGCAACAUCAAGGCUCUAUUGCAGAAACGAUACACAGAAGAGACACAAAUGUACUUAUUUAUAUCAAAAGACGUUUGGCUAUGUGUGCGAGGAAACUUGGAAAAUUGAAAGAAGCAGUAAAAAUGUUCAGGGACUUAACGAAAGAAGUACCACCAAUUAUGAAUGUUUUGAAUAUCCAUGAAAAUCUAAUAGAAGCUUUAUUGGAAAUGCAAGCAUAUGCUGAUGUUCAAGCUGUUUUAGCAAAAUACGAUGACAUAAGUCUACCAAAGUCAGCCACUAUAUGUUACACAGCUGCAUUAUUAAAGGCAAGAUUGGUUGCUGACAAGUUUUCACCAGAUAUAGCUAGCAAAAGAGGAUUAACCACAGCAGAAAUGUCUGCGGUAGAAGCUAUUCAUAGAGCAGUAGAAUUCAAUCCUCAUGUACCAAAAUAUUUAUUAGAAAUGAAACCCUUAAUUUUACCACCUGAACAUGUUUUAAAAAGAGGAGAUUCAGAAGCUAUAGCUUAUGCAUUUUUCCAUCUUGCACAUUGGAAACAAAUGGAAGGAGCUCUUAAUUUAUUACACUGUACAUGGGAAGGAACAUUCAGAAUGCUACCAUACCCUUUAGAAAGAGGACAUUUGUUUUAUCCAUAUCCAACAUGUACUGAAUGUGCAGAUAGAGAACUUUUACCUACUUUCCAUGAUGUCAGCGUUUAUCCGAAAAAAGAAUUGCCAUUUUUUAUUUUAUUUACAGCCGGUUUGUGCUCCUUUACAGCACUCUUGGCUUUGCUGACUCAUCAGUAUCCUGAUACGAUGGGUGUAGUAGCACGAGCAAUGCUCGCUUGGUUCUCUUAUCCUUUUUAUUACAUUUUGGAUAAGUUAGAAACUGUCUUGCCGUCUAAUUUAUUGCAACAGCUCUCUAGAAUAUAAGAAAUUUUCUUAUGAUCUCUAUUAACCAAGACCUAUUGUGAUAUUUAUAUUUUUUUUUCUUCUUUAGAUAUGCUUCUUUGAAGCAUAUUUUACAUGUUCGCGUAACACGUCUUCUUCCUUACUUACAUUUUUAUGACUGAUGAUUGGAUAUAGUAUAUAUUUAUAGUAUGAAUUAAUUAUUUAGCGUUAUAAGUCAAUUAAAUCAGUAACCUACUGGAACAGGUAAAAGUGAUUAAAAAAAAAAAACAUGUAGAAAUGCUUACGGCACUUACCAUUUUGGAACUUUCGUUUCUUACUUUACUGUUUUAUUUAUUUAUUUAUUUGUUGCCGUAAAUAGUUUGUGCAAUAACGUAUAUAGCUUUUAAAUUUAAAGAAGAAAUGAUUAACACAAAAUUUUCAUUGUGAAUUUUCGGUGUAUACCUAGGUAUAUAUAUUUAUAUUUUUAUAUUCGAUUCUUUAAUUGAAUAAUCACUUAAGCGACAUAACUUGUUAUUCUGUUUUCUUCUAUCAAGAGAACAGAGAAAAAUUAUGGAACUUUAUGCUUGUUGUAUUGUUAUUGGAUUUUGUAUAAUAUAUAUAAAAACGAAAAAGAACGGUAAUGAUAUAAAUGAUUUCGAAUCAAUUAUUCGAUGAUAAAAUUAUAAAUUUAAUUUUUUAUGUUGUGAAUUAGAUGCACCUUGCUUGCAUAGUUAUUUAAAGGAUAUGUAGAUAGAGUACACGUACAUAUCAUUGCAUUCGUAUUUAUUCGAUAUUUCAUAUUAUCAAUAGCUCUUAAUGAGUUGAGAGAACAAACAAGACCAGGUAUAUUCAUAUUUUGCAUAUUGAUAAUGUAAAACAUAGCUUAUAAAUGUUACAUAAAUGAAAUAAAUACAAUUGUAA